Messenger RNA from Scutellospora calospora, 2240 nucleotides. Lineage: Eukaryota; Fungi; Glomeromycota; Glomeromycetes; Diversisporales; Gigasporaceae. The record is from the annotation of a GenBank genome assembly.
AUGAAUGGGUCACCAGUUAACAACUUAGAAAAGCCUAAUAACGCCAAUCUCUCGGCUAGGCCUACAGGUUCACCGAAGCCACCUAAUAAACUAAAUACAAAUAAUAAUCCAUUUUUAAAGAAACCAGUUCCAGCACAUCUUAUUGGAAAUUUACCUAAGCACAUGAGAGCGAAAGCUAUGGCUGCUUUACCACCAUCUUUACCAAAAAGCAAUUUAAUAUUAAAAAAGGAAUAUACUAUUACUUCUUCUACUUUAAAUAAAAUUAAAAAGUUAAAUAUAAUGAGAUUUCAUAGUAGUCAACCUGUAGAUAUAACAAAAUUUACUGUUCCAGUGAAACUUCAAAGGCGUGAUCCUGAUGCUCCACAACAAAAUUUGAUAUUAAGUCGUCAAAAUCAAAUUAUUUCUAAUACUCCUAAAGUAGUACAACAAAUUUCAACUCCUUCUACACCUACAAGUGGAGCUGAUGCUUCUCUUAUUGCUCCUUAUGCUGGUGCAAGGCAUAAUAAAAAAAAUCUUUUUAAAAAAAAAACUACUCAAAUAUUUUUGGCUGAUGAUAGUCAAAGGAAACUUAAAGCUGAAGAGAAAUUACCAUGGGUAUUAGAAGAUUAUGAAGGUGUUACGUGGAUUGGUGAAUAUGAGGGUGGUGAUAGCGCAAAGUAUGGUGGUGAUAAAUUAGAAUUUGUUGAAAUUCAUCGAUUUUACACUUUUAACCGUAAAUUGAAUUAUAAAACACUCACAAUUGAAGAGGCAGAAGAACAGAUGGCGAAAGCUAAAAAAAGAGAUAAUGAUAGAUGGAUGAUGAGAUCAUGGGGUAAAACUAAAAAUGGUGAUGAUUUAGCUGUAGUAGAAGGUGGAAUAUUCGAUCCAAAAUCUACUAUAAAAGUAGUUGAAGGUGAGGAAGAAUUGAUCGGAUCAGAUGAAGAAUCAAGAAUUCCUUCUAGAGAGGAAUAUGAUGAAGAAGAGAUGGAUUUCGAAGAAGUCUUUGAGGAUGAUGAAGAAGAAUUACCUGAUGAUGCAAAUCCCCUUAUUGAUGACGAAACUAAGGAGGUUAGCAAGAUGAAAAGAAAAGUAACUAGUAAACACACCUAUGAACUUAACGAAUCGGAUGAUGAUGAUAAAUUGACGAAUGAAGGAAAGCAACUCAAAAAAUUACUCAGAACUGCUGAAAAUAACGACGCCUAUGAUAGUGAUCAUGAAGAUAAUCCAUAUUUCACGGAAAGUGAAGAUUCUGAAACUGAAGAACCGUCAUCACCUAAACCUCCAGCUGCAACAUCAACCACAAAACCUGAGAAACCAAAACCUCCUUCUAAACCAAAAGUAGCAAAAGAUAAACUUACACCUUCUAAACAAAAAGUGCUAGGAAAGAACAAAUCAACCACAGCAUUAAAACAAAAACCUCCUGUCAGUAAACCUACAAUUGAGAAUAAGGUUAAUACUACGUCUAUCAGUGUUUCAUCGAGUAUUACUUCGACAAUUCCAUCGAAAAUCAAAACAGAAAGACCUAGCAGUCCGAUAAUUGAAGGUUCUGCCACACAAAAGACUAAACCUUCUGUUUCCGCAAAUAAUUUGCCUCCAAAAUCUAAACCAGUAAAAAAAGUUGGAGUUCCUGUGAGCGAUUCGAAGCAAGUAAUCAAUAAAGUAACAGUCAAAAAACCAGUUGCACCUAGUCAAGUCACACCACUAAAUCGUCCUCGUCCUGCCGAGUCUGAUUCUAAAAUGACUACUGUAAAACGUCCGAGAACCUUAGAUACGACAGAACAAUCCGCCAAUGAUCCUGCAGCCAAACGUGUUAAGACUACAGACACUAAAAUUAACAAGUCUCAUGCAUCUGCUGAUACUGAAUCAAGUAGUAUAACAAAUAGCAUCACAAAGCGUCUAAGGCAGGAUGAACCUGUGAACAGUAAUCCAGCAGCCAAAGUUUCAGUUAUCCAGAAUGUAAAACGAAUACGUCCUUCCGAUACUAAAGGUCCUUCCGACACUAAAACAAGUGUAGUUACUAAAACUAAAACAGCUCAAAACACGUCAACUUCUACGAGUCGUACAACAAAGCCGAGUUCUUCUACUAAUGUAGGUAGCGACUCACGAUUAAUUUCAGAAGGAGAAAUCAAGAAACUUAUUGAAACCAAGCAAGUAAAGGUUGCAGAUGUUAUUAAAGCCUUCAAAAAAAGGAUCAACGAGGAUUCGCGCAAUAAAGAUCGACUUCUUAACAUCACAAAGAAAAUUGCUUAUUAUAAAGAUGG